Molecule: messenger RNA, 1638 nt
Organism: Leptidea sinapis
Lineage: Eukaryota; Metazoa; Arthropoda; Insecta; Lepidoptera; Pieridae
Exons: 1
Coding region: 450-1526 (358 amino acids)
Source: RefSeq, a predicted model, not a curated record
CACAGUAGAAUAUGGCGGCGAUUUAUGACGUCAUAUAUUUCGUUAAGGUACUGCGGCAGUAUACUGGCAGUCCAUAACGGAACGAAUUUUUCUACGGUGAUAGCACUGUGCAAUGGUCGCAGAGCAUAUCGGAACAUACCCAAAGUCGACGAAGUAUCCGGCUAAGUUUGAAAACGAACAGUUGCUUAAAACUUUGAGUUUAGUGUACCUAUUUCGGCUAUCUCCGUUUUAUACAGGAUUAAAGCUAUCCUCUGUCAAUCUAUCAAUCACUGCACGUUUAAUACAAUCGCUUUUUUCUUAGACUUAGUUGACAUUGACAUAAAGUAUACAGUUGAAAUGAAAGAAAAUUUAUUAGAAAAAUUAUAAAUUGCAUUUCUUAUUACGCAAUGUUAAAGGUUUCGUGCAAUUCCUUGAUCAUGGAAUAUUAAACAUAUUAUAUAACCACAAUAAUGUUCUUAAUAAGGAGACAACUUGUUUUACCGAAAUGUCUAAAGAUUUUGAGGUUAGCUCUAAGGGACUACAGCAGUUUGCCGGACUUAAAAAAUCUAAAUGUAGUACGAACAGUUGAAAAAGUCAUCGAUAAUAACACAAGUAUUUUUAUUGAAAGCCCUAUUCACGUGAAAGUUCAGCCUAUUGACGUAGAUGACCUGAAGGCUCAUAACAAACUCACUAUGACAUUGUACAGUAAAGGUAAAGAAACAAGUGAUUUCCAAGUUAAACAGACAACUAAAAGAUUAGAAUUUUUAAACAAAAACACAGCACCUGAUAGUCAUGAUGUAUGUCUGAUUAAUGUUCCAUAUAAAUUGAAGGUACAAGUUGUAGCCACAGAGGAUGCCUCAGUGCAAUUGUCCAAAUUGGAGGCAGAAGAGUUCCUGGUAAAGACCCAAAAAGGUGCUGUUAAAGUGGCUGACUUGAAGGCGGAUAAUAUACAAAUAGAAAGUGGUUCAGGGAUAAUAGAAACAGAAGGGAGACUGCAAGCAAGUAAUAUUGAAUUAAAAACAGGCUUUGACGGGAGUGUGAAAUGCAAUAAUAUAAUGUCUAAUACAUUUCUUGUAGCAACACAUGCUGGGCCCAUAUCUGUCAAAUCCUGUUACAGUGAUAAAUCACUUUUUACAACUCUGAAAGGGAAUAUAACAUUGGAACAUUUGCACAGAAUUGUUAAAAUUGAAAUAAUACAAAAAGGCAAUUUGCACAUACAAGGUUUCUCAGGGAACCUCCAAGCAACCUUAAAGAGUGGCGAAGUGUUCAUGCAUGCCUCACGAUUGACGGAUAAAAGUAGUAUAUUUAUUCAUGAGAAGGGAAAAGUUGAGUUCUUGAUGCCGGACAUAGUUAAGAAUCUGCCAGCAACAAACCUCAUAGCUGAUAAAAUAAAAGUUGAUAAGAAUAUUCUAAAACUAGGCCGUUUUAUGGAUGAUUCACAUCCAAAAAGGUUUAGAUAUGAGAAGGAACACUCGGACGAGUUACACAUAGUUUGUAAGAAUGGCUCUAUUGAUUUGAAAGAGACAGAUCUACCAUUUAUUAUAUAACAAUGCAACUAUAUUUCUUUGUUCUGUAAUAUUUAUCUAUCGUUAUAUAAAUAAUGUGUGUAGGAAAACUAUAUCUUUGAACAAAACUGCCACACUGUAUAUGUCAAUUUAU